Messenger RNA from Ctenocephalides felis (cat flea), 2664 nucleotides. Its product is annotated as ankyrin-3-like. NCBI's taxonomy places the organism in Eukaryota, Metazoa, Arthropoda, Insecta, Siphonaptera, Pulicidae. The transcript is spliced from 5 exons. The coding region runs from base 1 to 2664 and encodes 887 amino acids. Gene Ontology annotation, molecular function: protein binding. The record is from RefSeq and is a predicted model, not a curated record.
AUGGGAAAUAAUCUGCCUACAUCCACUGAAAAAGUGCAACACGAGGAAAUAUUUCAGGCCAUCAGAGAUAACAAUUUGCAAAAAUUCCAAGAUUUACUCAACUCCUGCAGUAUUCAAUUGAUUAAUAUUGUCGAUGAAACCAAUAAAAACAAUACACCCCUGCAUAGUGCAGUUGAAGAAAACAGGUAUGAAAUAGUCCAGACAAUACUAUUGAGAAAGUGGGAAUUGAAUAUAAAUGCGAAGAAUGAGGAUGGUGACACUGCUCUACACGUUGGCGCCAAAAAGAACUAUGAUCGACUGAUGCACUUGUUGCUCAAAGAAGGAGCAACCAGCGAUGUUGUCAACAAGGAAGGCGAAACAUUUCUGGAUAUUGUUAGGAAAUUGGCAAUUCGAACAAGAAUCUGCAAAAGCAACCACCAGGUGAAGAAGAGUAAAGAUAUAUCUAACCAACAAGGACCAUCUGAAAUAGUUACAGGGCAAAGCGUGGUGCACAAAAUAACAAAAGUUGACAAAAAAGUUACAAAUCCUGCAAUCGAUAAUAAAAAACGAUUAGUAAGUCCACCUUUAUUGGGUAGAAAUGCUAAAAUAAACCAUAUAGCUAACAAGAAUUGGUCGUCUUUGCAUGUCGCGGCAUACAAUGGAGAAUUAGCAAGGGUUCGAUAUUUGGUAGGCCUUGGUGCCAAAAUAGAUGCCGAAAGUAAGGACAAGUUGACGCCACUCCAUUGCGCAGCUAUGAAUGGUUUCAAAGAUGUAGUUCAACUAUUGGUCGACGAAGGCGCGAAUAUUGAGGCUAACGAUGAUCAAGAACAAACGCCAUUGUAUGUUGCAGCACAGAAUGGUCAAUUGGAUAUUGUGCAGUUACUGGUUAGUAAAGGCGCCAGUAUUAAUGCACUUAAUGUAGAAAAUUGGACUGCAUUGCACAUUGCAUCUCAAAAUGGGCAAAAUGAGGAGCCGAAAGUAAUAAAUGUUGAUAAAAUAGCUGCAAAUCCUGCAGUCAAUAAUAAAAAAGAAUUGGUAUCUCCACUUUUGUUAGACAAGAAUGCUAAAAUAAGCCAUAUAGCUAACAAAAAAUGGUCGGCCUUGCAUGUCGCGGCAUACAACGGCGAACUAGCAAGGGUUCGAUAUUUGGUAGGCCUUGGUGCCAAAAUAGAUGCCGAAAGUAAGGACAAGUUGACGCCACUCCAUUGCGCAGCUAUGAAUGGAUUCAAAUAUGUAGUUCAACUAUUGAUCGAAAGAGGAGCAAAUAUUGAAGCUAUCGAUGAUCAACAACAAACGCCAUUGUAUGUCGCAACUCGAAAUGGUCACUUGGAGGUUGUGCAGAUUCUGGUUACUAGAGGCGCCAAUGUCGAUGCUGUUAUUGAAGGAAAGACUCUAUUGCACAUUGCAACUCAAACUGGUCAUUUGGAAAUAGUGCAGUUUCUGAUUAGUAAAGGCGCUGAUGUCAAUGCUGUUAAUAAAAUAAAUUGGACUCCAUUGCACAUUGCAUCUCAAAAUGGUCACUUGGUAGUAGUGCACAUUCUGGUUAAUAAAGGCGCCAAUGUUAAUGCUGUCGAUGUAGAAAAUUGGACUCCAUUGCACCUUGCAACUCAAAAUGGUCAUUUGGAGAUAGUGCAGUUUCUGGUUAGUGAAGGCGCCAAUGUUAAUGCUGAUAAUGUAGAAAAUUGGACUCCAUUGCAUCUUGCAACUCAAAAUGGUCAUUUGGAGAUAGUGCAGUUUCUGGUUAGUAAAGGCGCCAAUGUUAAUGCUGAUAUUGUAGAAAAUUGGACUCCAUUGCACCUUGCAUCUCAAAAUGGUCAUUUGGAGAUAGUGCAGUUUCUGGUUAGUAAAGGCGCCAAUGUUAAUGCUGAUAUUGUAGAAAAUUGGACUCCAUUGCACCUUGCCACUCAAAAUGAAAAUUGGACUUCAUUGCACCUUGCCUCAAAAUGGUCAUUUGGAGAUAGUGCAUUUCUGGUUAGUAAAGGCGCAAAUGUUAAUGCUGAUAAUGUAGAAAAUUGGACUCCAUUGCAUCUUGCAACUCAAAAUGGUCAUUUGGAGAUAGUGCAGUUUCUGGUUAGUAAAGGCGCCAAUGUUAAUGCUGAUAAUGUAGAAAAUUGGACUCCAUUGCAUCUUGCAUCUCAAAUGUGCAUCUCAAAAAGGACAUUAGAGGUUGCUCAGUUUCUGAUUAGGAACGGCGCUGAUGUCAAUGCUGUUAAUAAUAUAAAUUACACUUCAUUGCACAUAGCAUCUCAAAAUGGUCACUUGGAGGUGGUGCAGUUUCUGAUUAGUAAAGGCGCUGAUGUCAAUGCCGUUACUGAAACCAAUUGGACUCCACUGCACAGUGCAUCUCAAAAAGGUCACCUGGAGGUUGUGCAGUUUUUGGUUAGUAAAAGCGCUGAUAUCAAUGCUGUUAACAAAACAAAUUGGACUCCAUUGCACAUUGCAUGUGAAAAAGGUCACCUGGAAGUUGUGCAGUUUCUCAUUAGUAAAGGUGCCAAUGUCAAUACUGUUAUUAUAGGAAAUCGUACUCCAUUGCACUCUGCAUCUUAUAAUGGUCACAAAAAUAUCGUCAAAGAAUUAAUAGACAACGGUGCAAUAACAAAUGCAAUAAAUUUGAAUAAUAAGACACCAAUAGACUUUGCCUAUGAAAAAGGGCACAUGGAAAUCGUCGAUCUAUUGAAAAAUUAA